This is a messenger RNA of Anolis sagrei ordinatus, 496 nucleotides long. It is a transcript of the gene RPS26, whose product is annotated as ribosomal protein S26. Gene Ontology annotation, cellular component: cytosolic small ribosomal subunit; ribosome. Gene Ontology annotation, biological process: translation. The record is from RefSeq and is a predicted model, not a curated record. Gene Ontology annotation, molecular function: structural constituent of ribosome; mRNA binding. NCBI's taxonomy places the organism in Eukaryota, Metazoa, Chordata, Lepidosauria, Squamata, Anolidae.
UGGGCGAAGCACUUCCGUCUGGCGGAGGGAGCGCAUAUAAGGGCGGCGGAGGGGAAGCCGGGCCCUCUUUCGCCUCCUCAGCGUCGAAAUGACGAAGAAGAGAAGGAACAACGGCCGCGCCAAGAAGGGCCGUGGGCAUGUCCAGCCUAUUCGUUGUACCAACUGUGCCCGCUGUGUCCCCAAGGAUAAGGCUAUUAAGAAGUUUGUCAUCCGAAACAUUGUAGAGGCAGCUGCUGUCAGAGACAUCUCCGAAGCAAGCGUCUUUGACUCCUAUGUGUUGCCCAAGCUCUAUGUGAAGCUUCACUAUUGCGUGAGCUGUGCCAUCCACAGCAAGGUGGUGAGGAACCGCUCCCGUGAGGCUCGGAAGGACCGCACCCCUCCUCCCAGGUUCAGGCCUGCAGGUGCUGCACCAAGACCACCCCCCAAACCGAUGUAAAGAGAUUAUUGGAAUGAUGUGAAGUUGCUAAUACCAACUAAAUAAAUACAUUUACAGUCA